Molecule: messenger RNA, 2822 nt
Organism: Capra hircus (goat)
Lineage: Eukaryota; Metazoa; Chordata; Mammalia; Artiodactyla; Bovidae
Gene: GATA5
Product: GATA binding protein 5
Exons: 7
Coding region: 311-1522 (403 amino acids)
Biological process (GO): cardiac muscle tissue development; negative regulation of transcription by RNA polymerase II; cell fate commitment
Cellular component (GO): nucleus
Molecular function (GO): zinc ion binding; DNA-binding transcription factor activity, RNA polymerase II-specific; RNA polymerase II cis-regulatory region sequence-specific DNA binding
Source: RefSeq, a predicted model, not a curated record
CGGGCGGAGCUGUGCAGAGGGGGCGGCGGAGGAGCCGGGAUUCGCGAAACCGCAAGGACCCCGGCUUCCAGUCUGCAACUAGCCGCCCGCCGCGCCCUCGCGCCUUCGGAUCCUCACGACCAGCGGCCAAGUACCACAGCCGGACCCGGCCGCUCGCCCCUACCCAGCCGGGCUCCUUCUCCCAGAGCCCAAAGCCUGCGCCCUGAGGACCCACCUCCCCGCCCGGUUUCUCCUUCUCUGCUCCCACUGAGCCCACCUGUGAACCUCGGAAGUCCCGGCUGUGAAAGAGGUCAAGGCCGCUCCAAGGAAGAUGUACCAGAGCCUGGCGCUGGCCCCGAGCCCCGGUCAGACCGCCUACGCGGACUCGGGCGCCUUUUUGCACACGCCCGGCGCCGGCUCCCCGGUGUUUGUGCCGCCCGCGCGGGUCCCCUCCAUGCUGCCCUACCUGCCGGCGUGCGAACCCGGCCCGCAGGCUCCCGCAAUCACCGCGCACCCCGGCUGGGCGCAGGCGGCCGCGGCAGACUCGUCAGCGUUUGGCUCCGGCAGCCCGCACCCACCGGCCGCUCCGCCGCCGGGGACCACUGCCUUCCCCUUUGCGCACAGUUCCCCGGGGCCCGGAGGUGGCACAGGGACCCGGGACAACGGCGCCUUUCAGGGCGCGAUGCUGGCUCGGGAGCAGUACCCAGCAACGCUCGGGAGGCCCGUGAGCUCCUCGUACCCCACAGCCUACCCCGCCUACAUGAGCACCGAAGUGGCCCCGUCCUGGACUUCUGGACCCCUGGACGGCAGCGUCCUGCACAGCUUACAGGGUCUCCCGGCUGGCCUCCCUGGCCGCAGAGCCACCUUCGCGGCUGAGCUCCUGGAGGAGUUCCCGGGCGAGGGGCGCGAGUGCGUCAACUGCGGGGCCCUGUCCACGCCGCUUUGGCGCCGCGACGGCACCGGCCACUACCUGUGCAACGCCUGCGGCCUCUACCACAAGAUGAACGGUGUCAACCGUCCCCUCGUGCGGCCACAGAAGCGCCUGUCCUCAUCCCGCCGGGCUGGCCUCUGCUGCACCAACUGCCACACCACCACCACCACCCUCUGGCGGCGCAACGCAGACGGCGAGCCAGUGUGCAAUGCCUGCGGGCUGUACAUGAAGCUGCACGGGGUACCGCGGCCCCUGGCGAUGAAGAAAGAGAGCAUUCAGACACGGAAACGGAAGCCAAAGAACAUUGCCAAGACCAAGGGCUCCUCAGGGUCUGCAGGGCACACCACAGCCUCCCCACCAGCCUCUGUCCCUGACCCAGAGGUUUCAGCAGCCACUUUGAAGCCCGAGCCCAGCCUGGCGUCCCCUUCAUGCCCUCGGCCCAGUGUCACCUCCCAGGGCUCUGCACAGGUGGAUGACCCCCUGGCCCCCAGCCACUUGGAGUUCAAGUUCGAGCCUGAGGACUUUGCUUUGCCUUCUUCAGCCCUGGGCCAGCAGGCUGGCCUUGGCGGGGCCCUGCGCCAGGAGGCCUGGUGUGCACUGGCCUUAGCCUAGGUACCUGGGCACCCCAUCGACCCACCUCACUGCCUCUUUACUCCAACACAAAAGCAGACUGCCAGGCCUGCUGCCAGAAGAGUCUGGAGCCAGCUGGACCUGGAGGUGCUGGGGGGUCCCUCAGUGCGGCGGCCACAGCCUUCUGUGUGGACGGGAGGAGGGCUAAGCCCCCUCCCUGGGCAGCAAGGAACCUUCAAGGGAUGUGCGAGGCUCUGGCUGACCCAGGGCUCCCAGCCCCAACUUGAAUUCUGUCGUCAACGCUUGCCAUCAUCAUGUUUACAGGUGGUAGCAGCAGGACAAAACCCACCUUCCUGCGGUAAAACCAAGAUCACAGGUGACAUGACUGAGGCCAGCAGCAGCAGGGGAUGGGGGGGCUGCCAGACACGGGGCUUCCCCGGACUCCCUCAGGCUGCCCACUCCCCAUGUUCGACGGAUAGAGACACAGCAUGGAAACCUUGCCCUCCUUGGAGCAUGGGACAGCCAGGGACAGAUAGGCAGGUUGGGCACUGUACCAGGACGCCACCCCGAGGGGCCGAUCACGUAGUCAUCGUGCACCGGUAUUUAUGUGUAUGGUUUUCCCCCAGCGGGGCAGUAAAGAGCCUUCCUUGUUCUGACUGAAUCUGUGGCUAUAUUAUGACCAUUUUGUAAGUCAAGGUGCCUGGGACCCCAAUUCUGACCCACAGGGUCACUCCCAGGGCCGAUAGUGGGGUGACCACAGGUCCUGGCUCAUCUGGGUCUGUCCCAGCAUCAUCACCAAUAACACCCCCUUUCACUUACAAAGCCAUCCCCCACCCCAGGGCUGGAUGACAAAUUAGCUGUUGUGCUGGGUAGAGGCACCUCUGCCCAAGGAGCUGACAGUGGCUCACAGCCUGACGCCAGAGGCAGCAGAGAGUGGGGCCCCCUGCAGAGGGGCCACUCCAUCCCUCUCGUCCUGCAGCUGCCCUUCACCAAGACCUUCUGAUUUUUCCAUGGAAGCCAGAAACCGGGCUUUCUUUUUUUAAUGUAAAAUCUUCCAAUUGAAAGCUUUCACCUCCAGCUCCCAACUUGAUUCCGAAAUCUUAAGUUUUGUAAACCAUCUAGAACAGCCACUGUUGCACCAUCCUAUGUAAAAACAUCUCCUUCAUAGUUAAGAACACUCAUCCUUCCUGAACGUGUCCCUUCAUCCUGAGUCUGUACCCCGAGAUUCAACCAGCUGUGUCUCCAUGUGACCUUGUCUUUUUUUUUUUUUUAUUUAAACACAAGUGACACCAUCAGAAAACAUGUAAAAUAAAAACUUGAUUUUGCUCUCCUCUCCCCAUCA